AUGGCCAUAAUUCAAGCGUCAUAUGUAUCGAAAAAUGACCGCCUCUCACAGAGAUCAGCAACAGAUGAAUUUCCAACUGCCAAACGACGAAACUGGAGUGAGGUGGCCGGCAGUGGGAUUGAGACCCCGAAUCUAGGACCCGUCGAUCGGACCUCCAUUCUGGAGCACCUUAUUUCAAAUGUGCGCCUCGAAAUGAGCGAAAGAUAUUCCUCGGUGCUCGAGGAGUACAACAUUGCUAAAAUACUCGAAGACAGCUUGAGUCCAGCUGACCCAGAAACGAAAAAAGAAGCCGGAAUCUACCUUCACAUUCUAUGGAGAGAAGAUGAAACGACGAAACGAUUUUGGCUUUACGUCGGACAAGCAUGUGUGCUGUGUCUGAGAAUCGAGAAACACAAAGAUCCCCGGCACCGUUCGAAGAAUAUGGGACUGCACUACUCGGUGUGGGGCUCUGCCGUUGAUAUGAAAUCAGCCUUUGUCACUCUGGCCAUCCUCGAUCCCCCAUCUUCCACUCAGACGCAGCUAGUUCUCAACCUAGCAGAGAUGCUCCUGGUUGCCAAAGAACACAAACGCUAUGUGGUCGGGUAA
Penicillium crustosum is the source of this 585-nucleotide messenger RNA. RefSeq lists its product as uncharacterized. The record is from RefSeq and is a predicted model, not a curated record. NCBI's taxonomy places the organism in Eukaryota, Fungi, Ascomycota, Eurotiomycetes, Eurotiales, Aspergillaceae. The coding region runs from base 1 to 585 and encodes 194 amino acids. The transcript has 3 exons.